CGCGCGCUCAGAGCGCCAAGUGACCCGAGAGCGUCGGGGUCGUGCGGCCCUCCCUCCCUCUCCUCUCCCUCCCUCCCUCCGCUGGGAGCCCGGGCUUCAUCUCCGCGUGUGGCAAUGUCAGCCCUGGCGCCCGAGGAGAGGCCGCCAUCCCUGAGAGACCCCCCAUCGCCGCUUCCGGCCGGGGCUCGGUAUUUCUGUACUGUCGGCCGCGGCCUGGAGCCCUUCCUCAUGCGGGAGAUUCGAGCCCGCUUAGCAGUGACUCAGGUUGAGUAUGUUUCAGGGAAGGUUUUUUUCACUACCAAUUCUGGUUUAACAAUGCUGAAGCAACUAAAAUCUGCAGAAAGACUAUUCUUGCUGCUUAAAAGGCAACCUCCACUUAUCAUUUCUUCUAGAAGUAAAGGAAAAGUAUUUAAUGAAAUUCAAAGACUAGUAACUGGUGAUCCCAUGUGUUGGGUGCGUGCUGUUUCCAUUUGGAGAAGUCUUGAACUGGAAGAAAAUCUUCCACCUGAAGUGGCCAAACCCUCCAAAAGGAAGACAGGAGAAAAUGAAAACAUCGUUACUAAGAAGUUAAAAAUAGAACAAACACUGGCGAUGCCAGGGGAUGCAGAAUGUCAGCUGGAAAAGCAAAACAGUGACAAGAUGGAGGAGCAUAAAGAUCUGACAACUGAAAAAGAAAACUUUCAAGAAGAAAAAUCUGAAAAUGAUGGGGAGAAAGAAGUUGAGCAUCACCAGGGCAAACUCACUUUCAGAGUUUCUUGUCGCUGUAGUGGAACAAUUGCAAAAACAUUUACCACAGAGGAGGUGGGAAGGGUAAUUGGAAUUGCUCUUAUAAAGCAGUUUGGCUGGAAAGCAGAUUUGAGAAACCCCAGUUUAGAGAUAUUUAUACAUCUAAAUGACAUUUACUCCGUGGUGGGGAUUCCUGUUUUCAGGCUUCCUUUGGCAAGCAGAGCUUAUAUCAAGGUGGCAGGACUUCGUUCUACUAUAGCUUGGACAAUGGCAUCUCUUGCUGAAAUCAAUGUUGGUGCAGUAGUUUUGGAUCCAAUGUGUGGACUUGGAACAAUCCUGUUGGAAGCUGCCAAGGAAUGGCCUAACGCCAGUUAUUUGGGUGCUGAUGUAAGUGACUCACAGUUACUGGGUGCUUUUGACAAUCUGAAAUCUGCUGGUCUCAUGGACAGAAUAGAAUUAUUUAAGUUCUGUGUAACAGAAUUGCCAUUACUUUCCCAAAGUGUUGAUGUUAUUAUUUCUGAUGUUCCAUUUGGAAAAAAAUUUAAAUUAGGAAAAGACAUAAAAAGCGUUCUUCAUGAAAUGGAAAGAGUACUUUGUGUUGGAGGAACUAUUGUAUUAUUGCUUAGUGAAGAUCUCCACAAGUACCUACAAGAUUAUAAGGAAAGUAACAUCACAUGGAAUUCCAGUAAGGACAGUACAGAUGAAUUCAAAAUUGUAAAAUAUGUGAAUGCUGAAGAAAAAAACAGAAUUCAAGAGAAUGUUUCAUCUUCAUUUCAGGAUGUUAGACAAGAAUGUUUGGACAAAAGGCCACUUUUUGGCACCCUGGUGCAGAUGGAAUGCCACAAAGUGAGCCUUGGAAGAACCGAGGCAUUCAUAUCAAAAUAUAAGAAAAUUCAUGCUUCUGAACUACAACAGCCUUCUUAAUUUGUUUCAGGUUAUAAAUUUAGCAGUUUUAUUUUAGAUGUACAUUGGUAGAAGACCAAUGAUCUUCAUACCAAAGUCCACAGUAAAUUUUACCACAGUAAAUUCCAUUAAAAUUAUCACACAGACGUGAGCAGUGGGAAGUCCUGCCACCACUGAAGCUAAUCUUCUCCUCUUCUCUUCCCUCCUUGCCUCCUCCACAGUUUUCUUGAACUUACCCAAAUGGCCAGUCAGCAAGGAAAAGAGAACCGCCAGGGCAUCUUUACCCUCUGCUUUUCCUGAGCUCCUCUCCCCGUUAGAGUCAGCCAGAAUCCAUUGAGAGUACUCUAACGUUCAGAUGACUUCAUUGAGAUGGGUGUCACAAUGCUAUUCUUUCUGAUGAAUUAGAGGACUACUAACCAGGCCUUACAGUCUGCCCUACCAGUACCUCCUAAGGUCGUAUUUGUAAAGCGCUUACCAUGGAGUACCUGGCACAUAGUAGGUGCUUAAUAAUACUUGUUCUCUCCCCUCCCUUUCCUCUUCCCUCUUCUUUUUCUUCUAACCCUCCUGACACCUUCCCUACUGUAUCUGACCUGUCGAUGUAAUGUAAGGAUCAACUGGCCCUUGCCAUGUGCCGUCUCUUAGGAUUUCCAUCCCACUGCAGCUUCUUUUAUGUGUUGUCUCCUCCCCAAUUAGAGUAUGAGCUCUUUGAAAGCAAGGACAAUCUCACUUUUGUAUGAGUCACCCAUGAUUAACACACUGAGUGUCACAUAGUAAAUGUUUAAUAAAUGCUUUUUCAUUCAUUUCAUUCAUUCGUAGAUCCUCACUUAAAAAUGUCUACUUUCAUAGUGUUUUGCUUAUUAGAGAUUUAGUGUUUUUAUUAACUAAAACAUCUUUAAAAAUGAUAUUAUAAAUGAUAGAAUUUAAAUAACUGGCGCUGAGGCUUUCUCAAAAUAAGAGGUGCAACUACCCUAGGCACUGUUUAUUAGGCAGGCAUUUCAUCAAAAAAAAAAAAAGAUUUUUAAUAUUUUUAGUAGUUCAAAUUAAGUAUAUUGCAAGCAAGUAUGAUAUAGCACAGAAUGGAUAUUUUGUAUUAUAGUUCAUUUUAUAAAUAUAGAAAUUCUUAUUUUAUUAAAUGGAAAAAUAUUCUGUGAAGCUGAUUUGAUAUGAAUCUAGACGUUUAUAUAAUCCUAUGUUUUCCUUCUUUGUAAGAAUGAGAAUUAUUUUCAUUUUCAGUAUAUUGUGUCACCCAUAUUAAGGAUAACGUCACUGAAUUGAUCAUGCAGAUGUCAGUAGUGCCAAUAUAUUUAGGAUAAUGAAAAAUAAACUUACUUUUAAAGUGUU
Phascolarctos cinereus (koala) is the source of this 2970-nucleotide messenger RNA. RefSeq names its product THUMP domain 2 tRNA and snRNA guanosine methyltransferase (gene THUMPD2). Gene Ontology annotation, molecular function: tRNA (guanine) methyltransferase activity; RNA binding. Gene Ontology annotation, biological process: tRNA methylation. NCBI's taxonomy places the organism in Eukaryota, Metazoa, Chordata, Mammalia, Diprotodontia, Phascolarctidae. The record is from RefSeq and is a predicted model, not a curated record.